GAACUCAUACAAGAAGAACAUUUGUGUGGACAUGCUGCGAGAUGGUUAUCACAAGUCCUUUACUGAGCUCUUCGCCCUGAUGGAGAAGUGGGAUGUCCUCAGGGAGACCGCGAAGGUUAGGUCCCUUUUGUGGUUGCAGAGACCUCUGGAAGAACAGCCUGAUAAGCUGGAUCACUUCUACCACUACCUGACCAGGGCUGAGGCAGCUGAAAGGAAAGAAUACUUCGAAGGUGUCUAUGAUAACUUGUAUGCACUGGCCUGUUACUUCAAUAAUUCUGAAGACAAAUGGGUAAGGAACCACUUCUAUGAACGAUGUUUUAAGAUUGCUCAACUGAUCAAAAUUGACGGUGGGAAGAAAGAAGCCGAGGCGCAUGCGCACAUGGGACUUCUCUUCGAGGAAGAUGGUCAGCUUCUGGAAGCUGCUGAGCAUUAUGAAGCAUUCCAUCAAUUGACGCAAGGGCGGGUAUGGAAGGAUGAGACAGGCUGCUUUCUCAACUUGUUGGCCUGUGAGAGUCUCCUGAGGACUUACAGAUUACUCUCAGACAAAAUGCUGGAAAAUAAAGAAUACAAACAGGCCAUCAGAAUUCUAAUAAAAGCUUCUGAAAUAGCCAAAGAAGGAAGUGACAAAAAGAUGGAAGGAGAAGCUUCCUAUUACUUGGGCUUAGCACACCUAGCUGCUGGAGAGUAUGAAACAGCAUUAACAGUCCUUAACACUUACAGUAAAAUCUCCACAGACCUGGAUGAUGAUCUCAGCCUGGGGAGAGCCUAUGAAGCAAUAGCCAAGGUCCUGCAGAGCCAAGGAGAGAUGACAGAAGCAAUUAAAUACUUGAAAAAAGUUGUGAAAAUUGCAAGAAACAAUUUUCAAAGACUAGAUGUUGUAAGAGCAAGUACAAUGCUUGGGGAUAUCUACAAUGAAAAAGGUUACUACAACAAAGCUUCGCAAUACUUUCAGCAAGCUUUUGACACAACAGCAGAGCCAACAAACUUGCGUGAAAUGGAUGAAAUGAAAGUUCAUUAUGGAAUAGCAAAAGCUCAUCAGAUAAUGCUGACCGUUAAUAAUUACAUCGAGUCUGAAGAUCUCACCAGCCUUGACUACCUGCUGUCAUGGAAGGAGAAUAGAGGCAGCAUUGUAUGUGAUCCAACUAUUGGAGAAUCUAGAAAAUCCACAAUGGAAAGUUUACAUCAAGUCCCAGAAAAUUUAAAAGAAGAAUGUAGUAGAUUUCCAGAUAAUCAAAAAAAUGAGACUUAAACCAGCUUUGGACUCAGCAACAAAGCAAGAAGAAAUUUAUCAUGUCACCUUCAUCUUUGAUAACUGUAAUAGGAGUAUGUUACAAGUAAUACAGAUAGAAUUAUAAUAAA
This is a messenger RNA of Odobenus rosmarus divergens (Pacific walrus), 1359 nucleotides long. It is a transcript of the gene TTC29, whose product is annotated as tetratricopeptide repeat domain 29. The transcript is spliced from 9 exons. Bases 32 to 1249 code for a protein of 405 amino acids. The record is from RefSeq and is a predicted model, not a curated record. Lineage: Eukaryota; Metazoa; Chordata; Mammalia; Carnivora; Odobenidae. Gene Ontology annotation, molecular function: protein binding.